AUGAACCCUGAUGAUAGUCUAUAUGAUGCCUUUGUUGGUGUAGUAUCUAUAUGGGAUGCAACAUCAGUAUUGGAUUGGAUUAUAUUCCUUGAUGUUCUAUUGGAUAUUAUAUUAUUCGGUUGUGCUAUGUUUGUGGUUAAAUGGCCUAAGAAACCAGUAUUCGCUGAGCAUAUGCAAGAGGAGCUUAAGGCUAGUAUACCUAAGGCAAUACAAGAAGAAGAAGAAGAAGAGAAAGUUCAUUUACAGUUGGAUGAUGAUGAUGAUGAGGAGGAUGAUGAUGAUAUGACACCAAGGUCGAUGUUAACUGCCCCUAGUGAUGAAUCUGAGACUGUUGACUUUGUAUUAAGUCAAG
This is a messenger RNA of Perkinsus marinus ATCC 50983, 352 nucleotides long. RefSeq lists its product as hypothetical. The record is from RefSeq and is a predicted model, not a curated record. Lineage: Eukaryota; Perkinsozoa; Perkinsida; Perkinsidae. The annotation marks the transcript as partial. The transcript has a single exon.